UUUGAAUUAUAUUUAAAACAAAUUCAUGAAUGUUAUAUCAAUUUUAUUCAAGAAAAAAUGAUUACAACUGAUCAAUUAUCAUCAGCUAUAUCACAAUUACAAUUUUAUUCAUUGGAUUGUGUUCAUUUUUGUCAACGAAAUGCAUCUAAAUUAGAAAAAAAUGAACGUGAACAAAUGUGGUUAAAAUUUUUAGAUCAAAUAUUAGAAUUAUCAAGUUUAAAUGAAAAUAUUGUUAGUGAAUUGAAUAAUGAAACAGUAAAUGUUUAUAAAAAUGCAUUUCGACGUAUUUAUGGUGGAAUAUUGAAUAGUAUGAUUGGUUAUGUUACAUUGCCAGGUUGGUCAUUUUAA
Messenger RNA from Didymodactylos carnosus, 348 nucleotides. The record is from the annotation of a GenBank genome assembly. Lineage: Eukaryota; Metazoa; Rotifera; Eurotatoria; Philodinida; Philodinidae.